Cantharellus anzutake is the source of this 955-nucleotide messenger RNA. RefSeq lists its product as uncharacterized. The record is from RefSeq and is a predicted model, not a curated record. Gene Ontology annotation, cellular component: lipid droplet. Bases 98 to 934 code for a protein of 278 amino acids. The transcript is spliced from 5 exons. NCBI's taxonomy places the organism in Eukaryota, Fungi, Basidiomycota, Agaricomycetes, Cantharellales, Hydnaceae.
UUGGCUUACGUCAGCUCUCCUUCUUCUGACGGAGACACCUCAGGCCCAGGGUCGUGCUUGGAAUGGAAGAUGAGGGUCUCUCAGAUGUGUGAUCUAUAUGCCUGAGGGGAUGUUGCCUCAAGAUGAUGAUUUUUUUUCUUCGUUUCAGGUUGUCGCAUUGUUCCAUUGCUCAUUCCACAUAACCAAGGGUAAUAUCAUAGACUGGUUUCUGAAACAGGACCACAUCGAUCUAGAUGGAUUAGAGUAUUCAUGCCUCCCCAGUGGUUUGCACCUGGUGGAGAAGGAUGUUAUUUAUAUAUCUCGCGAUGGUUAUGAAGGUGUCUGUGUUUAUCGACGGCGCCAGACUGAGGAGGAGGGUCUGCGGGGUGCCAGGUUCAGUGCCAUCGGUCUCCUGGUUGAGAAAUCAACGCGACCCAGGCCAUGGCGGCAUUUGAAACAUCUUCAUGCUCUCUCAUCUGAGUUGGACAAUUGUCCAGAUAAUCGUCAGAUUCUCGCUCAUUAUUAUGAGGACCAUAAACAAUCGGCGACGAAUACCGAAGGACCGUGGGUUGACUGGCCCACAGAGCUGUCCCUCCAUCCAGAUCACCCCCUUCAUCGUCUACCACUACUGAUAAAUAUAUUAGGACCAAGCACAGUGACUGUUUUCAAAUAUGUAUUGGCCAGGAAGCGGAUCAUGAUAUAUACGCAUCCUGCCACGGAGUUGUCGUGCUUGAUGGCUAUGAUGAUUUCACAAGUCUGUCAUCAGAAACGAGAAGCAGCAUCCGAACCUCCGGUCACAAUUUUGGGGAUGGUGGGUUUGACGGAUCUAGACCGUUUAGCGCUGGAAGCAUCAAGAGGCUACGGGUGGAUAGCCUGUAGGGCAAAUGAUUCAUUUGGUGCCUUUGAUGCUGAUGCUGAUGAUUACAGGCACAACCGACAAGCUGUUUUUCGAUAAGACGACAACGUACGAUUUGAU